This is a messenger RNA of Vicia faba (fava bean), 582 nucleotides long. The record is from the annotation of a GenBank genome assembly. Lineage: Eukaryota; Viridiplantae; Streptophyta; Magnoliopsida; Fabales; Fabaceae.
AUGAGUCGACAUCCGGAGAUCAAGUGGGCUCAAAGGGUUGACAAAGUUUUUGUCACGGUUCAGUUGCCAGAUUCCAAAAUGCGAAAGUGGACCUUACUCCCAGAUGGUGUUUUUACUUUUUCUGCCACUGCUGGUGCUGGAAACAACCUGUAUGAGCUCAAUUUGCCACUCUUUGACAAGGUUAAUGUAGAGGAGAGCAAAAUUAAUGUAGGGGUGAGAAGCAUAUUCUGUGUUGUGCAGAAGGCAGAAGAAGAGUGGUGGAAAAGGUUACUGAAAGCAGAAGGGAAGCCUCCACAUUACGUGAAAGUAGAUUGGGAUAAAUGGGUGGAUGAAGAUGAAGAUGCGGGUCCCGGCGGUGACCUAGACUUGGGAGGGAUGGAUUUAUCACAAUUUGGCGGGAUGGGUGGCGACGAUGCAGUGGGUGAUGAUUUUGAUGAUUUUGACUAUGAAGGGCAAGAAGUGUCGAAUCCUGAAAAAGAAGAGGGUGAUGAUAAGGAGGGAGGUUCUGCUGUUGGAAAAGAAGCGGCAAGAGCACUGUUGAAGAAGCUACUCCGAGCACAUAAUGUUGUUUGCAGUUCAUGA